Molecule: messenger RNA, 1815 nt
Organism: Pseudoliparis swirei
Lineage: Eukaryota; Metazoa; Chordata; Actinopteri; Perciformes; Liparidae
Gene: maneal
Product: mannosidase endo-alpha like
Exons: 4
Coding region: 407-1732 (441 amino acids)
Cellular component (GO): Golgi apparatus
Molecular function (GO): alpha-mannosidase activity
Source: RefSeq, a predicted model, not a curated record
GCUGCGCAGGAACACCGACUGAAGGUUUCAUCUGGAGACUGAUCAAAACAUCUUCUUUUUUUAAUCGAUUUCUCACUUUUCUCUCAAAGAGAAAACAAUGAUGGAGAAGAAUAAAACGCGACGGCGAGAAGGCGGUUUAUUGGCGAGUCACAGCGCGAGGUGCCUCCGGGUCGUGAUGAUGGAAGUGAAAUGACAUUUCCUUCCUUUCUUUUCUUCGUGUCGCUCGGUUUUACGCGCCAGCCUCCGCACUGACUGAAGCGCCCUUAUUCAUUCAUUUUGUAAAAAAUAUUUCCCUACCUGCUCGACGCCAGUCUCCAUGCCGAGACCCGGAGGAGCGCGUCGGUGAGCCGUGGAGUCGGUUCCUCGACCCAAAAGGUUUCCGCCGGCAGCACCACGGACAGCGACGAUGACUCGACUGCGCAGGAAAGCCCUCGUGGCUCUUUUCCUCUUCACGCUCUUCAUCUUCGGGGCCAUGAUGGGGCUCAGGACGCUGAAGCCCAGCGACGGCUUCUCGGACCUGGCCCCCGGUAUGGACUUCAUCGGGGAGAGAUCCGACCGGGGCCGGCGGCUGGACGCGAACGACGCGCCGGGCCAGUUCCACGUGCGGGGCAGCAGUGACACCAAGGUGGUGUUCACCAAGUCGGACCGAGAUUACAGCAUCUUCUACGACGUGCACAUCUUCUACUACCUGUGGUAUGGCUCUCCCGGCAUGGACAACAAGUACAUCCACUGGGAUCACGUGCUGGUGCCACACUGGGACCCCAAGAUCGCAGCCAGUCAUGCCCAAGGAAGGCACACGCCUCCAGAAGACAUCGCCUCGAGUUUUUACCCCGAGUUGGGGCCCUACAGCUCCAGGGACCCGACGGUGCUGGAGUCCCACAUGGCCCAGAUAGAGGCAGCUGCAGCAGGGGUGCUGGUGUUGUCCUGGUACCCCCCCGGGGUGGCCGACGCCAACGGGGAGCCCACCGAGGACCUGGUCCCCGCCGUCAUGGACGCCGCCCACAGGCACAGCAUCAAGGUGGCCUUUCACAUGCAGCCGUACAAAGGGCGGACGGACCAGAGCAUGCAUGACAACAUCAAGUACAUUAUUGACAAGUACGGAAAGCACGGCGCCUUCUACCGAUUCAAAUCCAGCACGGGGCGAGUGCUGCCUCUGUUCUACGUCUACGACUCCUACCUGAUGCCGCCGGAGUCCUGGGCGGAGCUCCUGGCGACCCGCGGCUCCCACAGCGUCCGGGGCACGCCUUACGACGGCGUCUUCGUCGCCCUCAUCGUGGAAGAGCGCCACAAGCACGACAUCCUGGCCAGCGGCUUCGACGGCAUAUACACCUACUUCGCCUCCAACGGCUUCUCCUUUGGCUCCUCCCACCAGAACUGGAAGACCAUCAAGGCGUUCUGCGACGCCAACAACCUGCUGUUCGUCCCCAGCGUGGGUCCGGGCUACGUGGACACGGCGGUUCGGCCGUGGAACAACCACAACACCAGGAACCGGGUCAACGGACGCUACUACGACACGUCGCUGCAGGCGGCGCUGUCCGUCCGACCGGAAAUCGUCACCAUCACUUCCUUUAACCAAUGGCACGAAGGCACGCAGAUAGAGAAGGCCGUGCCCAAGAAAACCGUGACCCGCUUGUACCUGGACUACCAACCGAACCUCGCCGACCACUACCUGGAGCUCACGCGCCAGUGGGCCGAGAACUUCAACAAGGAGAAGGACCAGUGGCUGAUGUGAUCGGGGCGUCGUUUCCCCGCGUGAUGCCGAGAGCAUCACCGGAAAAAGACGUUCAGUCGGCUCCCACUGAUACGAGACUAUGU